This is a messenger RNA of Phoenix dactylifera (date palm), 957 nucleotides long. Its product is annotated as ras-related protein RABA2a-like. NCBI's taxonomy places the organism in Eukaryota, Viridiplantae, Streptophyta, Magnoliopsida, Arecales, Arecaceae. The record is from RefSeq and is a predicted model, not a curated record. Gene Ontology annotation, molecular function: GTP binding; GTPase activity.
ACAUCAUUUCCCAUCACACAGGCGUCAGAGCGCAGUAGAAGUCGACCAGAAGAGCGGGGAAUAGAGACUGGAGACGGCGAGAUAGGAGAGAAGAGAGAUGGCGGCGAGGAGAGCGGAGGAGGAGUACGAUUACUUGUUCAAGGUGGUAUUGAUCGGCGAUUCGGGCGUGGGGAAGUCCAACCUGCUCUCGCGAUUCACCCGCAACGAGUUCUGCCUCGACUCUAAGUCCACCAUCGGCGUCGAAUUCGCCACCCGUACCCUCCAAGUUGAGGGCAGGAUAAUAAAAGCACAGAUAUGGGACACAGCAGGCCAGGAGCGAUACCGGGCAAUAACCAGUGCUUAUUAUCGUGGAGCCCUUGGAGCCCUCUUAGUCUAUGAUGUGACAAAGCCCACAACUUUUGAGAAUGUUAGCCGAUGGCUCAAGGAGCUUCGUGACCAUGCUGACUCCAACAUUGUGAUCAUGCUCAUUGGUAAUAAAACUGACCUUGAGCACCUCCGUGCAGUCGCCACUGAAGAUGGACAGAGCUUUGCUGAGAGGGAAGGGUUAUCCUUCAUAGAGACAUCUGCCCUUGAGGCUAUAAAUGUGGAGAAGGCCUUCCAAAUGAUUCUUGCUGAGAUUUACCGAAUCAUCAGCAAGAAGAACAUCUCCUCAGAUGAGCCUGGGUUAGGAUCUGCUGGAGGCAUUAAAGAAGGGAAGGCCAUCACAGUCUCUGCAUCAGAGAACAGUACAAGGAAGUGCUGCUCAACAUAGUGGUGACUAGCGCCGCAUAUUCUUAUGCAUUUAUGGGAUGUAAAUUUUGGGAUUGAAAGCUUCUGGACCAAAUUUGUUGUGCUUCAUCGGGAUUAGGUGCUUGGUUGAGGCUGCUUUCUUCUGUUUCUGCUGGAUCUCAGUGUACUUGCUUUCAGUAUUCUGUUAUAUUACUUGGAAGUAUAGAUAUAAAAGAUUCUUCCCAUAAA